Molecule: messenger RNA, 1560 nt
Organism: Gossypium arboreum
Lineage: Eukaryota; Viridiplantae; Streptophyta; Magnoliopsida; Malvales; Malvaceae
Product: receptor-like protein 53
Exons: 3
Coding region: 1-1560 (519 amino acids)
Molecular function (GO): protein binding
Source: RefSeq, a predicted model, not a curated record
AUGAAGCUUGACAUGUUUGUCCAACUCAAGAACUUAAAGGGUCUCGACCUAAUCAACGUAAGCUUGUUAAUUGAAAGCAACAACAGAAGUCUUACUUUUCCCCAAUUAGAGACGUUAUCGCUAAGGUCAUGCAACCUUACCGAAUUUCCAGAAUUCAUCAAAACACAGGACAAGUUGGUUGAGUUAGAUCUUUCUAGCAAUCAUAUCCAUGGUAUUGUGCCUAAUUGGUUGUGGAAGAGCAGUCUUUCAUGGGUAGACCUUUCUUUCAAUGUGAUUGAUUUUCCAAAACAGCUUCUUUUGAAUGAUGCAAACUUCUCUUUCCCAAUGUUGUGGCAAUUGUGUAUGGGAUCCUGUAACAUAAGUGCAUUUCCAGAGUUCUUAAAGAGUCCAGAAAAUUUAGGAUAUCUCGACCUUUCAAAUAACAAAAUAAGUGGUGCAAUACCAAACUGGGUGUGGAAGAAAAAAUUGUAUUAUCUGAAUCUUGCAAAUAACCAUCUCUCAUCUUUGGACCAUUUUUUACCCAAUCAGAGUUUAACUUCUUCACAAAACUCCUUGGCUAGACCUAUUUGCAAUUUGAGUCAGCUUAGAACUUUCAAUGUAUCUCAUAACAAUUUGAGCGGCCCGAUUCCAAAUUGCUUAGGCAAAAUGAAUGCUCUCAAUUUGUUGGAUCUGCAAGGAAAUAACUUUAGUGGAAUGUUACCAAAAUUUUCAAAAGCAACCCAACUAUGGUUUCUCAAAGUUAGUGAGAAUAGAUUGGAAGGAAAGUUGCCCAGAACAUUAGCGGAAUGCACUCAACUUGAAGUUUUGGACGUGGGAAACAACACGAUAAAUGAUACAUUCCCUUUUUGGUUGGAGAAAUUGCCUUACUUGACGGUUCUAAUAUUGCGGGAAAAUAGAUUUUAUGGUCAAAUUAAACAUUUCAAACAUAAAUUCGUUUUCCCAAAUUUGGAUGUGUUGGACAUUGCUUCGAACCAGUUUUCUGGUGAACUAUCCAUUGAUUUCCUUCAAGCCACUCGAUUAAGGUCACUCAAAAUAGGUGGGAAUAAAUUGGAAGGAAGUGCCGAGAUCAUUAGUCAAUUGCACAAAGACUUGAGAGAAGUCGCCUUCCUUGAAGGUUCUCGUUUUAUGAGCAAACAGAUUCUACGGCACAAUUUCAAAAAUCGACACGAACGUGGGUUUCCAAAGCUACGAUAUUGGACAUUGGUUCCAAUCAUUUUUCGUGACUUGUCCAUUGAGUUUUUGCAAAGUUUGAAGGCAAUGAUGCAUUUAACAAAUGACGAUAAAGCUAAGUGGUUUUCCAUGGGAGAAUACCGGAAGAGAUACAAAUCCGAGGUCACUCGAGUGAUGAACUUAUCCAACAAUGGCUUCUCUGGUGAAAUCUCAUUAGCACUUCAAAAUCUAAAAGACCUUGAAUCUUUGGAUCUCUCAAGAAACCAGCUGUCAGGAAAGAUUCCUCCACAACUUUCAAGUCUAACUUUCCUGGAAGCAUUGAACUUGUCAAACAACCAACUUGAAGAGAGCAUACCACAAAGCAACCAAUUCAUGACAUUUACAAAAUGA